AUGGCUGUGGCGGCUGCAACGGAAGCCGCCAACACACACGGCUGUACCUCUGCAACGUCCGCCAUCCUUGCUCACGCCGAAGCGGCGCCUGCACGAAGCGCUGUAGAAACGGUGAUAGUGCAUGCCGUCCUUCACCAGAUGAGCGCAACGGCGAGUUUAUCGAACACCUCUGCACACGUCAGCCGCGGCAGUGCCUCAGGGCCUUCCAGCGGGCUCACUCCGUCAUCCCUGGAGGCCCCCCCUUGGGAUCUUCCAGCGACGACGAUCAACACCAUCACUAUCGCGCCUUCAUCUUCUGCCGUAGCAGCAACCACUACAUCGUUUGCUGGACAACGACCAGGCCCUGCGCUUUAUCCGCAGCCGUUGCCGGGGUGUACGUCGUCAUCCUUGCUGCUCCUCCUCCCCGCCGUGCUUUCUACGCAGCGCGGCAUCGCACGCGUGGAUGCCCUGCACCCCACCUUUGUUCUGCAUCUGCUGACGGCGCUGCUCCAAGCCGGUUGUGGAUGCGCGGGAGGUGAGGGGGCUCUGUUGUUGACGCAGAGUCCUACUCGUUUGUCAAAUGGGCAGCCAGCAACAACAGCGGGAGGCGAUGAGGAGGAGGAUCUACGACGGGCGGGCUAUCGAGACACAUUUCUGCAGCUCCUGAACCUAUACGCACCUCUCCUGUUGUCCCGCCUACAAGGCGCAGGGGCCGCGGUGGAGGAGCUGGUGACACUGAUAUCUCAAGAAGCCACCCCCACCGCUUCUGCUGAUGGUGCGAAGGCAGAAGGACGCCGCACGAAGUUCGCGGAGUGUGUAAGACGGCACUUCGCUCCAAGUCCCACGCAGCCGUGGGUGGAGGCGUUGGGUGCGUUUGUCGCGAGCACCAUCGAGGUUCUCUCCACACGCAGCCGCAACGUCGCUCGCACAGCCUCGCUCCAUGCGGACACGGGAACCGCAGCGGCAGCUAUAACAACAGCAUGUCAUGCAACGCCCAACAAAGCAUCGAAUGGAAGCACACCGCUGGGUAAAGCAGAGGUUCGUCAGGGAAGUCUGCCGUCCGCCGCACCGCCCACAGCAACGGAGACGGAAGAGGCGGUGUGGAUACUGAAGACGCUCGGUACGGUGUUGUUGCUUCUCGACCCAUCCAGCCCCGACCGGGUGGUGGCAGCCAACGGUGGUCGUGGUGGCGGUGGUGACCGCAGGGAUGCGGAGCUGGCACCGGGUGAGGGAAUAGCUUCCUUUGCGUCUGAAGACGCCGGAGUGGCAAACCGCGCCGAACUGGAAGCGUCGCCCGCGGAUGUAAGCGAGCACAAGCUGUCGGAGUGGUGCCCGCUGAAGCCCCAUCACCGUCACAACAGCAGCAGGGCAGAAGGUGUUGUGUUGGCCACCGUGCUUUCACGCAUGUGUCAGCGACAACUGCUGUUAAUAGGAGCGUCUAAUGACGAUGAUGAUGUUGAUGUGUUGAUGUCGCAGGUUACAGCCGUAGCGAGUCUUAUUCAGCGGCUGCUCAUGCGCAAUGGAGAGUGGCACGGCGAUGCCAUCAUCGAAGGGACUUGUUCUGCAGACACAUUAGUCGACCACUACGCAGCUCUCUACACGUCGCAGCUGGCGGAACAGCAGAAGCAGCAACAUCGACUGUUGGCUGCCGCGGAACGCGCAGUGCAGCACGUCCUGCGGCUGUCCACGACGCCCUGGCGCUCCUCCCCCGCGAUGCUCGUGGCGAUGUGUGGAAUUACAUCUUACCAGCUGCGCACCCAGCUUCGACAGCGCCAGCAACGCCUGCUAGUACUCGAGUCAGAGCGAGACGGCAACGCACGUGCGCAUGAUGCGCCAGACACGUGCUAUGAAGCUGAAGCGGCAUCUUCGUCGUCGCUGGUGUUGCCUAACACCGCAGCUCCGACCUCCGCGGCACAGCCUAUUUUCUUCGGCGAAGCAGUGUGGUCCGAUGACGAAGCAGCGGAGGGAAAAAAACCUGCUGAGGGUCCAAUACACACGUUUGGCGAAACAGCUACAACGAAGACUUCGGUUUCAUACAACGCCACGAUUGCGGCAGCACCCUUUCCAUCCCCGUCAGCGUCGUCAUCGGCGAGGCGCUGUCCUACAAGUGUGCCGCCUGUGUCUCCGGUGCGACAGCCAACGCAGCGGUGUCUCUACACCCCACGGACGAGUCUGCUCGGUUGUUCCGCUCCGACGAGAGAAACCGCCGACACCGCUGAAGAUUAUGACGCCUCUCUCAGCGAUCCGGUGCGAUACUUCUCCGCCACCCGGUCGAUGGAGCAUCUGUGGGAGCUGCCGCCGCGGGUGCCGCAGGAGUGGACGCCGGCGCUUGCCACGCUGAUGACCUGCUGUGCCCUGUGCAUCACCCCCACCUCGACCGUCGCCUCGCGCCUCUGCGUGUUAGCGGGGGAUCCGUUCCCCGAAGAAGGAGGAGCGGAAGAGGACGAAGCAGCUGGCGGAGGUGCCGGUCCGGCGAGCUUCGCCGUCGCUUCGUUGCCCUCUGCGCCGUCCAGCACUCGCGCCAGCCCGCGGCCGAGUUUGCUGGACUUCGGCUUUGGACGUCGACGUGCCGCGCCCGCGACACCACAAAACACCCACACGGCCGGCAGCAACAGCGGCAACGAUUGUACCAGCGCGGGUGGUGAGAGGGAGCGAAGCGGCACGACGCAGGCGCCGCCCACGGGGAGUCGGUCGAGUGACGCAGUGGUGGUGGUUGGGGCGCUCGCCCAGUGGCACCUGCGGGGCCUCAUUCAGCAGCUGCGCAUUCCAGCACGGGGAGUGGAGCCGCGACUACGCGGGUGUACGGGGGAGAUGCGCGCCGUCGGCGGGAGGACAACAACGGUGACGAACGGUGUCUUUCCCUCAGGGCUGUCCGCCACGGCGGUGGCCGUGCCGAGCUCCGCCGGUGCGACCGGUGGCGCCUCGUGGUUCACGGCGUACCAUCACGCAAACAAAUCCGCACGUCCUCGCCCCCAACCCCAACACCGCCGAGACGCCGCAUCUUCUACUGGCGCCGCUUCUGCGCCGAAAGGCCUCGAUCACGAUGCCAGCGUUGUGGUGCUGCGUGCGCUGAACCCCACGCUUCUCCUCGCCAGCUGCUUUGCCCUGCAGCACCUCCUGCGGACUCAGCAUCAUUUCUUCGCGCAUGCGCAGCUGGGUGGGUCGGCGAUGCGGGAGCUGCGGCGGGGGGUGGUCGCCUCCCGCCGCGUCGCCGGCGGUACCGCGGGCUGGACGGCGGGGAUGCUGCAGUGCGUGCCAACGGCGUACCCGUCGGGGCGAGGCGGAGGCGGCGGUGGUGGUCAGGAGUCGUCUGCACCGCACAGCCUGCGUUCGCGUUCGCUGUGGGUGGAUGUCGGUGUGCGGGGGCAAGGCGGCGAUCGCAGCACCACCGCUGUGUUGGACGCCGCCUUGCAAGACAACGGCGAGAGCGACAAUCACACGCACAGUAGCGAUGACGAUGACGAUGCCGCUUCUGCGCGCCCGCGGCUGCACAGUGAGGGAGGAAGUGCGAUGACGACCGGCACAGGGGAGGGGGAGAAGGACGCGCACCGUGCCUCGGCUGGCACGUGUGCCUUGACAGAAGCGGUGCUGGUGGCGGUGGCAUUUCUCGGCAGCCGAGUCGUGGCGGUGGCGCUCCCUCUCCUACACGCUUCCGCGCAGGCAACGGGGGCGGCGGCGCAAUGUCAGCGUCAGUGGUUGGACGCUUUACAGGCGUUGGCCGGAUUACUGCUGGACACCCAUCGUGUCCACCGCAGUCGUUAUAAACUGGAGCUGCAGCGCCUUGUCGGUGGCGACGUCCGCAGCAGCAACAGUAGCAAGAGUAACGCAUUCGCCAGCUCAGUGAACGGUGACACGGGGGCAGCAAGGCGAAGCAACGAGGCCGUCUCUGCCUCGCCGCUGCCGGAUGCGUGGCGGGCCGCCAGCGUAGGCAGCCCCCGCGAAGGCUUUGCUGGACCACUCCGCACCUCCAGCCACGGCGACGCAGGAAGGUCCCCCACUUCGCCAACGCCACCUCGCUUUGCUACUCACGUGCCGACCGCGCCGUCGCCCUCGCUCUCCAUCGAAGCGCAGUUCGGCGUCGGCACCUUCUUCGUAGCGCUUGUGCGAGCGCUGCUGCAACUACACGUCCAACGACACAACAGCGGCGGUGACGACGGCGCGUCUACGGCAGAGACGGCGAUGGCGCAGUGCGUUUUUGCAGUGGCGAGCGUCAUCAGCGACCUCCUACAAGAUUACACCCAGCACCCUCCCGUCGCCCUCUGCGACGUUCUGGCGAUGCUGUCUGUCAUUCAGCUUCCCUCCUCGCCUGCGGCGGUGCCGGCUGAUCAGGAACCGGCCGGACGUGCCGCUCCCACCGUGUGGCAGGCUCUCCGGGCAUCGCCCUACUGGGACACGCAGCGCUUGGGUGCCUUGGAGUGUGCGAGUCGGGCGUGGAACGCACCUCCCGAGCCUUCGCCGCCGCUUCCGGAGAGGCGAUGCUCCUCCGUCGUGUCGGACAGCACCGUGCCGCCUGCCCUCCCCGCUGCUCCACCACGCGAAAGCCUUCUCGGCCACGUUCCCUGUUCACGCGAUCCAACCUCGAUGUCGUGGCUGCCCACUACUCUCUCGUCAGCACGUCGAAAUGAUGAUACAAUGGAACUCAGCAGCGCACACGGUGGCGUGCACCACGCGCGAGGUUUACUGGAUUUAAUGGCGGAAGAAGAGGCGUUGCUGCUGACCACGAAGAGAGCAGCAGCAGCACAGUGCGCCUCCGUCACCGGCGAGGGGAACCUCGCGGAGGACGAGUCGCAGCAGCUGGCCAUCGCGGUGGUGUCGUCUCGGCGCUACGCGUGGGCGCUGUCGCGGCUGCAGCUCUCGUGGAGUGACGCGCUCACGGAAGCGUUGUUUGCCGGCCGAUAA
Messenger RNA from Leptomonas pyrrhocoris, 4878 nucleotides. RefSeq lists its product as hypothetical. The coding region runs from base 1 to 4878 and encodes 1625 amino acids. The transcript has a single exon. The record is from RefSeq and is a predicted model, not a curated record. NCBI's taxonomy places the organism in Eukaryota, Euglenozoa, Kinetoplastea, Trypanosomatida, Trypanosomatidae.